Helicoverpa armigera (cotton bollworm) is the source of this 2369-nucleotide messenger RNA. RefSeq names its product ran-specific GTPase-activating protein. The record is from RefSeq and is a predicted model, not a curated record. Gene Ontology annotation, cellular component: cytoplasm; nuclear pore. The transcript has 4 exons. Gene Ontology annotation, biological process: nucleocytoplasmic transport. The coding region runs from base 163 to 852 and encodes 229 amino acids. Lineage: Eukaryota; Metazoa; Arthropoda; Insecta; Lepidoptera; Noctuidae. Gene Ontology annotation, molecular function: GTPase activator activity.
AACGUUAUUGGGGAGGAAUAGAUAACAAAAUAUAAUCAAAUGUCAUUCACUCCUAAUCGUAAUUAUAAUUAAACUUCAUUCAGUUACCGAACUUCGCCGAGUUUGUUUAUUAAUUUACGGAACAAUUCCUUGCAAAAGAAGAAAGUAAAUAAAAUAACAAAUAUGUCCUCACUGACGGAAGAAAGCGUACGUCGCAACAGCGAAAGCGAAGGAGGUGAUGCUGAAACGCCUGAACAUGACCCUCACUUCGAUCCGAUUGUGUCGCUGCCACUCGUGGACAUUCCCACCAACGAGGAGGAAGAGGAGGAACUCGUGAAGAUACGUGCCAGGCUCUACAGAUACGACACUGGUGAUCAUGAGUGGAAGGAAAGAGGUACAGGUGACAUAAAGUUACUUCGCCACAAAAUAAACAACACAGUCAGAGUGGUGAUGAGACGUGACAAGACACUCAAAGUUUGUGCGAACCACUUCAUCACGCCGGAUAUUAGAAUGAACGUCCACUGUGGUUCAGAUAAGGCAUUCAACUGGUCCGUCUUUGCCGAUUUUGCUGAUGAACAAAUGAAACAGGAAUUAUUGGCCAUUAAGUUUGGAAACCCUCAGAAUGCUGAACUAUGGAAGAAGAAGUUUGCGGAGGCUCAAGAAAUAGUCAGAACAAAGUGCAGUAUUUACACACAGGACCUGUCUUCUGAUGACGAGAGCAGCAUCACUAGAAGUGAAGACACGGAUUCACCGGAGCCCAAGCAUAAUGAGAAAAAAUCUGAUAAAGAUGCCAAAAAUAUUGAAAAAGAAGAGACGGAAUCUGAUGGUGUAGUCCUAAAAUUGAAAGAACUUAAAGUUGAAGGAGCUGAAUAAUUUCGUUUUCUUUUUUUAAUUCUUAAAGUUAUAAGAGGCCAACAUGUAACUUGGAUGUUGUCAGACAACUAUAUUUUAAAUAUAACAAUGCAUUUACAAUAAAUCUAUAUUUUUCUUUUAAUGGCUUGUGAUAGUAAUGGUAUGUUCGUAUUAUUAUUUCAAUUUUGUAUUGGACUAAUGUCAGUGUGCAAGUUGACUCAAACAGGGUUCAGGCAUUUAGAAUCUGACUGAUGACAGUUUCAAUAAUAAUAAGAAAAAAUAUGCAUGUCGGAGACUGUCAUUAGUACGGACACUAAACGUCAUGCAUAAUAUUUUUGAACGUUAGUCUUUCAUCUUUUCUCAUUUCAGAAAUUGUAAUUUCAGUUGUAGAAUUAUUACUGUUGGCAAUACUUUUAACAAAUUCAAAAAUUAGGCCUGAAUAAAUGUACAUUUAGGAUUUGAUAUUCCAUGGAAACUCGAAUAAGUGUAUUAUAAUAAUUAAAUGUAAGGUGAUAUUUUGAGUGGAGCAAUGUCUAACACGGUUUCCCAUUUAAUAAACCAAUGGUUUUUAAUAGGCUUUGAAUAUUAACACACACAUUAUUUACAUACUAGCAUUUAGCCCAUCCUUCAGAUGAGACAUAGGGCUCACAGAAGGCUCUCCCAUUUCUUUCCACCUUGAGAAGCAAGAUUAGUAUAUAAAUUAUCCUCGUACCACGAAAACUCGUUGCAGUAUUGCUUCACUCGAAAUAAUGACGUAUUCAACAUAGGGCACCCAAAUUAAUGGCAAGAAUACCUGCCAUUCACUUGGGUGCCCGGUGCUAGAAAUAAUACAUUGAUUUUUAUAUGUCGUCAAUCAUUACAUAUCAAUUAAAUUGUCAUAAACUAUAGUUUUAGAAAUAUUUGUUUCUGUGUCGGGAGUAUAUUUAGCCUUAUUUACCAUAUAGUUUAUGUCUGUGAACAGAAUUUUUAAUAUGUCAUGAUAUAUUCAAGCUAUAUUAUUUUAGGUAGAGGCUACUGAUUUUAUGUACUUGUAGCAAUUUUUAGGUUACUAUUUUUAGCUACUACUAGUUUUAAUUGUGUAGUAGUUUUGUUGCGCUUUGCCAUUCGCGUUUCGCAAAAUGAGCUGUCACCAUGUAAUUUUGGCCUCACAGAUUUCUGCUUCAUGUUAGAAAAUAUAUUUACAGAUAAUGAUGAUGAGUUAUUGAGAUGUUGCAAGGAAUUGAAAUGCUUUAGAUGUUAAGUAGAUGUUAUAAAGAUAUACACUUAUUGAUGUUCACAUGUAGAAUUUAUCUUAUUAUACUCUUGACACAUAUUUCAAAAUUACCUCGGUUUGUGGACAAUUUAUUUCGUCAAAGGUAAUUUUUCAUAUUUUAUGUGUUUGAAAAUGGUUUUGUCACAAUAGCAUGUAUUUUACAUUCCAAUAUCGAUUGCAUUGUAAUAAAAUAUUGCGAACACGAGAUGUGACGAAACCGAUGGUUGAAUUCAUAGUUUUAAUUUUAUACAUUUGAAAAGCUGAAUAGAUGUAUUUCAUUCGUAAA